Miscanthus lutarioriparius is the source of this 564-nucleotide messenger RNA. The record is from the annotation of a GenBank genome assembly. Lineage: Eukaryota; Viridiplantae; Streptophyta; Magnoliopsida; Poales; Poaceae.
AUGCUGAAGAGCAUCUUGAGCCAGUCAUGGAAGAGAGGAGCACAUAUGCUACGUGAAGGAACUUCAGCACCGGCUCUAUUAACUUGCUGGAGUCAAUUUCACAGCGGGCAGGUCCUAAGUUCUUCUAGGAGCUUCUUUGGUGUGGAGGACUUUGUGGAUGAAGACAACAGUAGGCCAUACACAUACAAGAAGGAGAAGAGAUCUAAGAACCCCCACAAGCACAUUUCUUUCAAGCAGCGCACCAUCGCCUACAUGGAGCCCUUCACGCUCGACGUCUUCAUUUCCAAGCGCUUCGUCUCGGCAUCCCUUACACACCGAUCGACUUGCAGGCAGGUCGCGGUUGCUGGGACCAACUCAAAGGACAUCAAAGCGAUGCUCAAGUCAAGGUCCGACAUACCAGCCUGCUUGGCCGUGGGCCGUUUCCUGUCGGAGAGGGCAAAGGAGGCUGACGUGUAUACCUGCACGUACACACCAAGGGAGCGGGACAAGUUCGAGGGCAAGAUUAGGGCAGUUGUUCAGUCACUGAUCGAUAACGGGAUCAAUGUGAAACUUUAUCUUGAUUGA